Molecule: messenger RNA, 776 nt
Organism: Bradysia coprophila
Lineage: Eukaryota; Metazoa; Arthropoda; Insecta; Diptera; Sciaridae
Molecular function (GO): zinc ion binding
Source: RefSeq, a predicted model, not a curated record
AUGGACUGUAUCCCCCGUGGGUUAUGUGCACGACAACAACAAUAUUCUGUCAAAACAUAGCGAAUGUCGAAUAAAUAGCGGAGGAAGUUUGCUGUGCCCAAUUUUGAUCAUUCAAUCAAUCAUGUCUAACGUAAAUUCUACCGGGACAAAAAAGAAGAAAAAGAAACCAACACAAGCAAAACAACCCACACAGCCCCCAACACAACUCGACUCAAACCCAAACAAUGAUCCAUCCACAAAUCAACUGUUCGAAUCCAUUCCCAAUGAACACGGUCCGGACAAGCUGAUAUUGAACACCAAUCACACCUUGGAAAUGCUCGAACAAAUACCUAGCAAUGUUGUCCAAGAGAAAUUGGACGAUGUUUUAGCUGCCGUCAAGCAGCUCGAUUCAACCUGUGAUUACACUCGGUGUAAAGCCAAAACGGCACUGAUGUUCCAAGACUGUGCACUGUGCAAGCAGAGGUUCUGUUUCAAGCACGGACUGCCAGAAGUUCACGGUUGCGGUGAUGCCGUGAAGCGACAGGAGCGCGAACAGUUUCUGCAUCCGACACCGUUGAAAACGAUUCGACAGGAGGCCGAGUUGAAAAAGGCUAGAGAUCGAAUGGAACAGAAACUGAAGGAUAUGAGUUUGUCUAGGAAAGCGAAGCCGGCGACGUCUGGUGAUAGUAGAAAAACGAAGAAGAAAUGAUGAAAAUGGGAAACGAUCUCGGUAAUUUUAUUGCAGUUUUGCGGUUUUUCCAUCUUUGUGUUAAUAAACCGUAAAGAAAAUCGCGAAA